Molecule: messenger RNA, 4242 nt
Organism: Acanthochromis polyacanthus (spiny chromis)
Lineage: Eukaryota; Metazoa; Chordata; Actinopteri; Pomacentridae
Product: oxysterol-binding protein-related protein 1-like
Exons: 28
Coding region: 144-3050 (968 amino acids)
Cellular component (GO): membrane; cytosol; intracellular membrane-bounded organelle
Molecular function (GO): protein binding; cholesterol binding
Source: RefSeq, a predicted model, not a curated record
CCCUGUUCACUGGUUUACCAGCUGCCUGGUCACGUGAUGACUGAUUGUCAGCUGGUGGAAAUGAUCAAAUUUCGGUUGUGAAAUGUUGUGCUUCGGAACCAGAGCAAAGUCUGGGAAAGUUGGGUGAACCAGGAAAUCAAGUGAUGGAGAAGGACACACUGGAGGACCAACUUCUUCUGUAUGCUCAGGAGGGCAGUUGUCCUCAUAUCCAGAUGCUCCUUCAGUCGAGGAUUGAUCAAAAUAGCUCUCUGAAUAUCAACUGCAGAUCCAGGUCUAAAAGCAGCCCAGGAUGGACACCGCUGCAUCUGGCCUGUAACUUUGGACACGGGGAUGUUGUGGAGGAGUUGCUCAAGGCGGGUGCUGAUGUGAACUUGCAAAAUAACAUGGGUGACACAUCUCUACACAAAGCAGCAGCCACUGGAAGGAAGGAGAUUGUUCUGUUGUUGCUGCGGUAUGAUGCCUGUGCCAACAUAAUCAAUGGAACCGCUCAAAUCCCUAAAGAUGUCACGGAGGAUGAUGAAAUCAUUACCAUGCUGGAGGCUGCAGAGAGAAGGGAGACAAGGAGACGAGAGAAGAAGCUUCUGGAGGCAGCCAGAGAGGGAGACAUCACUGCUCUGUCGAAAUUGCUCAGUGCAAAAGAAGCUCCAGAUAUUCACUGCAGGGACUCAGUGGGAAAUACACCUUUACACUGUGCAGCCUACAGGGGGCAGAAGCAGUGCAUCAUAAAGCUGCUGAAGUCUGGAGCCGACCCUGGUAUCAGGAACAACAAUGACCAGACCGCACUGGACCUGGUUCGUAUCGAUGAACUGAAGCAGAUUCUAGCAGCCUAUCAAGAUAAGGAUGUGAGCAGUGGGGUGCAGAAGAUUGAAGGCCCUCUUUGGAAGAGUUCACGCUUCCUUGGAUGGCGAUCCCACUGGGUGGUAAUUGAGAAUGGAACUAUGUCCUGGUACCCCAGACAAGCUGAUGCACUGACUGGUGUUAGAAAACAGGGCUGUAUGUCUCUUUCACAAGCCUACUGCAUGGUCAAGCCAUGGGAUCAUUGCUUCUUCGUGCUCAGGUGCUUUGAUAACACUGUACAUUAUUUUAAGGUCCCGUCAAAGACAAAUUCAAUGGCAACAAGAAAACGAUGGCUGGAUGUUAUAGAGGCACAUGCAUCCUUCAGCAUUCGCCACUGCACCCAAGAACAGACUAUCUACGAUGCAAUUGAUGACAGUAGUGUGACAGUGGGGAACCUGACACAAGCUGUGCAGGCAGCCAGCACCUGCCAGCAGAAAUUGGACACUGAAGUGUCAAUAUUUCUAUCCAUGGUGAAGAAUGAAGAGAAUUUUGCUCUGGCAGCACCUAUUCUACUGAAAGCCAAAGAAACCAGUGAACUUGCCAGUGAAACGUGUGAUGCUCUCCAUCUGUGCCUUGAGCUGCUGUCAAAACAACAAGAGGUGUGGAGCCUGAAGGUCGAGCAGGAGGUGGAGAAGAACAAAGCUCUGACGGAAGCCUUGCAGAUUUUGGCAACUGAGCACCAGGAGCUCAAGCCGUCCUUGAGUAAAAUCAGAAGGUCGUCUACACUCAGUACCCUCACUGGAGAUGACUUCUAUGAUGCUGUGUCAGAGUCUGAGUCCGAGCUCUCAGUGAGCGGCUUCUUGUCUGUGGCCAGCCACUCCUGCGAAGAGGACGAGGGGAGCGACACCCCCCUACUCAACAGCCUCCGCCAUCCCAGCGCGCACAGGGGGCCUACCGGAAUGUCAGGGGAGGGUAACCAUGGCAACCAACCGGCCCAACACAAUGGAGUCAAGAAGCACAGAACAUCUCUACCAGCGCCCAUGUUCUCCAGGAAUGACGUGAGCGUCUGGAGUAUUCUGAAAAAAUGCAUUGGCAUGGAGUUAUCAAAGAUUGCCAUGCCUGUGAUAUUUAAUGAGCCUCUGAGCUUCCUCCAGCGGCUAACAGAAUACAUGGAGCACACCUACCUCAUCCACCAGGCAAAUGCCACAACAGACUCUGUCGAGAGGAUGAAGUGUGUUGCAGCAUUUGCUGUGUCGGCUGUAGCAUCGCAGUGGGAGAGGACUGGGAAACCCUUCAACCCACUACUGGGGGAGACCUAUGAGCUAAUCAGAGACGAUUUAGGCUUCAGGUGGGUGUCAGAGCAAGUAAGCCAUCACCCUCCAGUUAGUGCCUUUCAUGCUGAGGGCUUCAAGGAGGAUUUCGUCUUCCACGGUUCCAUAUACCCCAAACUCAAGUUUUGGGGAAAGAGCAUAGAAGCUGAGCCCAAGGGAAUCAUCACACUGGAGUUGCCCAAAUAUAAUGAGGCCUACACCUGGACAAACCCCACCUGCUGCGUCCACAACAUCAUUGUUGGUCAGCUUUGGAUUGAGCAGUACGGCAACGUGGAAGUGAUCAAUCACAAAACCGGAGAGAGAUGCAGCAUGACGUUCAAGCCCUGUGGCCUGUUUGGUAAAGAGCUCCAUAAAGUUGAAGGAUACAUCCUUGAUAAAAGCAAAAAGAAGCUAUGUGCGAUAUAUGGCAAAUGGACUGAAUGUCUAUACACAGUAGACCACGCUACUUUUGAUGCCCACAAAAAGUCUGACAAAAAGAAUGCAGAUGACAAAAAGGGCAACAAACAGAGCAGUGUUGAUGAGGAGCCAGAAGAGAUGCCUCCACCUGAUGCUGAGACAGUGCAGGUCAUCCCAGGGAGCGAGCUCAUCUGGAAGAUCACACCCCGACCAGACAACUCAGCCAAGUUCUAUGCAUUCUCCACGUUCGCCAUGCAGCUAAAUGAGCUGGAGAAGAGCAUGGAGGGAGUCAUUCCUCUCACAGAUAGUCGCCUCAGACCGGACAUCCGCGCCAUGGAGAAUGGAGACAUAGAUGUGGCAAGCGCAGAAAAGAAGAGACUUGAGGAAAAACAGCGGACGGCCCGGAAAAACCGCACCAAAUCAACAGAAGACUGGAAAACAAGGUGGUUUCAGCAAGGACCCAACCCACACAACAAAGCUCAGGACUGGCUCUACUUGAAAGGCUACUGGGACAGGAAUUACACUCAGAUGCCUGACAUUUACUAACGAGUAAAAACACAUACAGAUCCCAUACACAUGGAUUUCCGUUUACCACCUUUGAACUUCAUCUGCUGCUCUGGGGAUUGUGCUCCCAGCAAAAGCACCAAUGUAGUGGAGUCAGUGUAGAACAGCAGUUAGUGUUUGUGAUUCAGUUUGAUUUAAAAAAAAAAAGAAAAUGCAGCGAACAACUGAAUGAACCCGACAGCAUAUAAUCUUUAAUAGAUCUGUGUGAACAAUGAAGCACAAAAAGUCUCUUUUGCUUAUUUAUUGUGGUUCUUGACCACUUGAGUAAGGUAUUGGCAUGUAGCAGAACAACUAGAAUGCAUUUUAGAAAUAUUUAAUGUUAGAUAGAUGAAGUGUUCAAACAGCAACCUGAGUUUUACUGUUUGUAGUUUGUUCACAAUUCCUGCUUUGUCAUGAAAACAUAUUACUCAUCAGCUUCAGUGCAGCGAGAAGGCAGCAGCACUCCAAACAGCUUGGAUGGAGUGGAUGGUUUAUCCUAAGCAGCACUGAUUGACACUUGUGCAUGCAUACUAUUAUGCAGUGCAGAGUAUUAAAAUAGAUCAUUUUGGAACAUUUGCCUUUGUUUUCCUUGUACAAUGAGCGGUUCAAAUAUUUAGUGUUUAAAUGAAUGUGUUUGCCUAACUGCUUGUUUGCAAAGGCUGCUACAAUUGACUGUACAUUUGUAUCUAUUGGUUUCCUUGCAAAGAUGGCAACCAAAAUUUUAAAUCUGACAAGAAUAAUGGCCAGGACUACGAUAGUACGACUUAGAAUUCAACAAUGCAAUGAUUAUCACUAAGCCCUAAACUGAGUACUGUAUAGAUGUGUAUAGUUGUGUAAGUCUACCUGACUCUGUAGACAGCACUUUUUUCUCACUAUAAUAAAGCAGGGACACUUGGUUCUGCACUUAUACUUAGAUUUGUGUGUGCGUGUGUAAAAGUCUUGCCCUAGAUUAGCAUAAUUGGUGAUAUUCUUAGUGCUAUGUGCAUUGAUCUAAUUGAAAUCUAUCACAAUAAACGCAUGUGCAUCACUAUAACUAUGCAAGCCUUACCUCCUUCAUAACUGAGCACUGUAUACUCAUUUUCUCAUGUUACAGAUAGCUGCUACAUGUAUACAUUUUUUUUUCCUGUUGUCACUCUUUUCGGGUAUUAUUACAGAAUUUCUAUUGUUGCUAAAUAAAAGCUUAAUGUUAAUUGGA